Messenger RNA from Salvelinus sp. IW2-2015, 3709 nucleotides. The record is from RefSeq and is a predicted model, not a curated record. NCBI's taxonomy places the organism in Eukaryota, Metazoa, Chordata, Actinopteri, Salmoniformes, Salmonidae.
AUCCUGUAGCUCCGUGUCGUAGGGUUGAGAAGUUAGCCAUAUGACGCUAGGCUAGCUAAAGGCUAGCUAGUUUAUGAUAGCCUUUCCGUUUGGUAUCGGGGAGAGAGGAGGCAUUCGUGUCAGCACAUAUUGGAACAUUUUUUGGUGUCAGUGUGUAUACAAAACCAGCCAGCAAACGAACCUUGGUUAGCCGCUGACAGACAUACAAGCAACACUGCAAAACAAGGCCCUUGGGAAUUACGAACCGCUAGCAAGUCUGAUAGUUGUGUUUUUGCAAGAGGACUCCAACGUUGCCUAGCUCUCUGGCUUGCAAACGUCAUUUCACGAGUGCUAUAGCUAGUCUUGCAACAAGCAAGCAGCAAUAUAAAAGUAGCAUAGCUAGCUAGGUCAACAGACCACGGCAUUAUUAAAGAUGAAUGGAAUAUGUAUGAAGAACGAGGGUAUAGAGGGGACAGAGCGGUUCGCUAGCCCGGGGAAGGGCAGGGGACUGCGGGCUGUGAAGCACUUUGCUGUCGGAGACUUAGUAUUUGUCUGUCCUGCCUAUUCCUACGUGCUGACAGUGAACGAGAGAGGAGCCCACUGUGAAUACUGCUUCACCAGGAGGGAAGGCCUCUCCAAAUGUGGCCGAUGUAAACAAGCGUACUACUGUGAGAUGGACUGCCAGAAGGGCGACUGGCCCAUGCACAAGUUAGAGUGUACAGCCAUGUGUUCCUAUGGGGAGAACUGGUGUCCAUCAGAGACCGUCAGACUGGUGGCCAGGAUCAUCAUGAAACAGAAAGUCACAACGGAACGUUCACAGUCAGAGAGGCUGUUACUCCUCAGUGAGUUUGAAGCCCAACCAGACAGAUAUAGCAGCACUGCAUCAUUUCUACUCUAAACACAUAGUUCCUGAUGACCAAACCCUGACUGUGCUCUUUGGUCAGGUAAACUGUAAUGGCUUCACCAUAGAGGAUGAGGAGCUGUCUCACCUGGGCUCUGCUGUGUUCCCUGAUGUAGCAUUGAUGAACCAUAGUUGUAGUCCUAACGUCAUCGUCACCUAUAAGGGAACAGAGGCUGAGGUACGAGCCGUGCAGGACAUCCAGCCUGGAGACGAGGAUGGAGCUAAGAUGGAGCUUCGUAAGUUGAGCUCUCCCCCGGAGGAGGUCAGAAAGAUGGUUCACUACGCCAGGAAUGUUAUUGAAGAGUUCCGUAGAGCUAAGCACUACAAGACCCCUAGUGACCUGCUGGAGAUCUGCGAGUUGAGCCAGGAGAAGAUGAGCUCUGUAUUUGCCGACACUAACGUGUACAUGCUUCACAUGAUGUACCAGGCCAUGGGAGUCUGUCUGUACAUGCAGGACUGGGACGGAGCCAUGAGCUACGGAGAGAAGAUCAUACAACCGUACAGUGUCCACUACCCAGCCUAUUCUCUGAACGUGUCCUCCAUGUACCUGAAACUGGGCCGUCUCUACCUGGGACUGGAGAGGAAGACCCAGGGAGUCAAGGCAUUAAAGAAGGCGAUCGCCAUUAUGGAAGUGGCUCAUGGGAAGGAUCACCACUAUGUAACAGAGAUCAAACGAGAGGUGGAGGAGCUGAAGUAAGGAGGAGGAAAAGUGAAGAAGAGGAAGGAGUGAAGAAGAGGAUUAGAGGAAGAGGGAGUAAUGUGAAGGAGGGGUGAGGACCAUGAAGGACUUCUCCAAACCCUGGGUCAAAACAUCAUAAUUAAACAAAAUAGCUGUAUGGAGCUGAGCAUGCAUCCUAUACCUCUCUCUUUAUGUGUCUCCUUCUCCCUCUAUCUCCCCCUCCAACUCUCCAUCUAUCUCCCCCUCCAACUAUCUCUCCCUCCAACUCUCCAUCUCUCUUCCUCCAACUCUCCAUCUAGCUCUCCCUCUCCCUCCAUCUAUCUCUCCCUCUCCCUCCAACUCUCUCCCUCGUUCCGUCUUUGUUGAUGAAUUUAAAGUCAAAUCAGGUUUCUUACAGGCCGGCAGUUUCUCUCAUUAACCAGCCAGUGAAAAGAGACAACGGCCCUAGUAUUUCUGCUCCAUCGGUUGUUUCUGCAAACUGGCUGCUUCUACGGUAACGGUCAAAUCAUGUCCUGUGAGGUCUGAGACAGUACAUGACGGGGGUCUUACUGGGUAGCACUAUUGCUGUAAAUGGCAAUGAUACUUGUAGUUUUUUUGGUUUGUUUCUGGCGCCUGGACUCGUAUCUGCCCAAACUUUGAAGAGAAGAGAGAAUUCAUGAAUUCACAAAUCAUGUUUGAAUUAACGGAUCAAGUGUUUCUCUCGUAGCAAAUUGAGAGAAGAGAAAAAAAAUAAUAAUUGAGUCCGAACUUAAAUCAUUUCUUUGUCCUACAGCACAGACCUUGUUGAGGAAAUGUCCUUUUUGCCUGUUUUAGAAAAUGAGAAGUGUUGCUUGUUUUCUCUCUCACUCAUAAACAGGAUGCUGUCUUUGUACCGGUCUGAAGGGAAGUCAUUGGAACUCCGGAGAAACUGUCUUGUGGAUCCCGCAGUGAUUCUCAUUCUCUGAACAGUGUCCACUAACUCUAUUCCUGGAGAGCUAGCAGGCUUUUGUUCUAGCCCAGCACUAAACACCUGAUUUUAAACGGAUAAUGGCCCAGACAUGUGGCUAAAUUGAAUUAGCUGAAUCAGGGCUCGUAUUCCAAAAUUGUAUUAAAGCUGCAUUUGGGCAAAAGAGCUGAAUCUGAUUGGUCAAAAGACAAAUUAGUGAGAGAAGAAGAAAAAAAAAGAUGAGAAUUGUGCUGCUUGUGUAAACGCAGCCUUUCGAGUAAAAGUAAAAAGAUCUAGGAUCAGUUUUGCCUUUUUAAAUCAUUAUGAAUAAGAGGGGGUGUGGCCUGAUCCUAGAUCAGCUUGGGAAUACAAGCCCAGGGCUGCGUUCAGUUCGCUUGAACGUUUGCUAUGUUACCGGAACGGUUUGUACUGAACGACAGGUUUUUUCCCAAAACAUUCUUGUAUGUUCUUGAACAGACUUGAGUUGCGUUUGCUCAGUUCUGUGGGCGUGCCGCGGUGUGGCUUGAAGCAAGGAGUGACAUAUAUUUAAAAUGACAGUGGUGUAUUUUGAACCCACAAUUCAACUUGUUUUUCAACUGGCCAUUCAGUACCGUUUCCAUUCAAUUGAACGUUUUAUUCCGUUUUUAUGUACUGAACGCAGCCCUGGUGUGUCCUACCCAUGGAGGAAGGACCAACUGUAGCAUUGCUAACAAUAGUUAGCAUCCUCUUCUACUCCAAGGGCUCCCUCCCAACCACAGAACUAGAGUCCUCUGGGUAUAAACAUCAGUUCAAUGUCUUUUGAUUUAAAGUAGUAAUUGAGUUUACCUAACUUGAAAUCAACAAAAGUGUGAACUGUGUUGGAAUAAGUUUGGGGGGAAUUUWUUUCUCUCCAGAAUUCCUUUGUUGUUGUUGACUUUUUGCAAAUCCAAUCCGUUUUCCACGUCGUUGAUUUAGCAUCAUCACAUUGAAUGUUUUUGUUAAAACAAUGUUGAUUUUUUUUUUUUGUUGACUAGUUUGUGCCCAGUGGGAUAACUGUAACCCCCAACCAUUAUGGAAAUAUACCUGACCAUAGAACAGCGGUUAGGGACAAUGUGAUGCUUCCCCCUCAGGCCUCCACUGUGGUGUCCGGUAAAUGUUGUUUSAAUGUUAGUUUGUGUGUUGGACAUCAGGACACAACAUUUCUCUAUCAGCRGGGGACUACCCAAAUAAAUAACCUGAGAAUGUU